Molecule: messenger RNA, 1172 nt
Organism: Homalodisca vitripennis (glassy-winged sharpshooter)
Lineage: Eukaryota; Metazoa; Arthropoda; Insecta; Hemiptera; Cicadellidae
Product: phosphatidylserine lipase ABHD16A-like
Exons: 2
Coding region: 84-263 (59 amino acids)
Source: RefSeq, a predicted model, not a curated record
CAGAGUUGAAUCUGUUAACAGCAUCCGUGCUCAACAAGUACGAUGUCAAUGAAGUCAUCUGUAAAGUCACUGUGACUGCUUUCAUGCAGAGGCAAGAAGCUCCUUUGUUUCCCAGCUCGUUUGGAGCAUCCAUGGAUCCUUCUCAAAAGUGUCAGAUGUUACUGUACAUUGCCAGUACAUAUCUGACAGACUUUGCUUCUACACAUUGCACUCCGCUGCCACCCAGCAUCUUCCAUAUGCCACAGCUGAUCUCAACAACGUAAUCAUUCGUACUGUUCGCUCACCUCAUCUUCACUAGAGUAUUAUAUUUUUCAAGAGCUAUUGUAUGUGUUAGGGUAAUGAUACCAAAUGUGUUAAACUGUCCUCUUCUCACAUGCAAGCUGUGCUUCAGGACCAUUGUAACCUUGCUCAUUUGUCAGUUUUGAAGUUUGUACGUGUUAAUAUUAUUGUGAUGAUCAAACUCAUGAACUGGUUUUUAAAGGGCAUAAUAAAUCAGUUCUGCGGUUGUAGUUUUGUACGUUUCAAAAUGUAUUAGAAGUUAAAUUUUUACCCUGGACAAGUAAAAUUGUAUGACUAUGUUUAGCCAACAUCAAUUCAUCGUUUAAACCCUUUCAGUGUCAUGUCAGGUUUGGCGGUGAUCUGAAAGCCGCAAUAAAAGAUGACAAUUAUCUCACAUAACAGUGAAAGGAUUACAAAUUACGUUACUAAACAUGAAAUAUAAUAGUUUAAUUUUCAUAUCCGUGUCUAUUUUUAUUGUUUAAUUAUGCCUUUUAAAAACCAGUUUAAUUACCAACUUACUUUUAUCCAUUGUUAGAUAUUAUUUGUCAUAUUUUAUUUCUUUACGGGUAGUAUAGUUAUUGUUAAAGGGAACAUACUGUAAGCUUAUGUUGAAUUAUAUGUUUUAGUAUUUUCAUUCACUAAAAAGAUUUAGUGUAUGAGAUUUAUUAAACUUUAAUCAAAUUAAUUAUUGAAAUCGUUUCCAUUACUAGUUGGAAGUAUAAGAAAAAGAAAGGAAGAGAUUUAUUUUAAAGAUAUUUUAUUUCAAAGCAACGAAGAGUAAAAUGGAUGAAAAAAUAUUUUUAAUAAAAAUCAAUUACACUUGUAUAUUUUGUUAAUUUUCAUGUUAAGUUAAAUUUUAAAUGCUGAAAUAAAGUUGUAUUGACAUUGCUGUA